Molecule: messenger RNA, 3532 nt
Organism: Monopterus albus (swamp eel)
Lineage: Eukaryota; Metazoa; Chordata; Actinopteri; Synbranchiformes; Synbranchidae
Gene: gdap2
Product: ganglioside induced differentiation associated protein 2
Exons: 14
Coding region: 295-1779 (494 amino acids)
Source: RefSeq, a predicted model, not a curated record
UUUGAGGUUGAGAGAGACCGCAUGGUCAAAAAACAGGCUUUAUUCAUGAUUAAAGAACAUUUUACUCUUGGGGACUGGCAUAAAUGUAUCUAGGAAGCUUGCGUUUUUACAGUAGCACGACUGUUUUCUUAAACCAUCACGUGUGUUGCUUAGUUUAAUCACAUGCAGCUGUGUCACAAUGGGGAAGAAAUUAUAAUGUGGUUGGCUUUUAGCAACCACGAUAAGCAACAUUCAUCGUGUUCAUCUCAUGUUUAAGCGUGACUGCUUGGAGAACCUGUAUCAGCCCAUGGUGUCAUGGAUCCUCUGGGUGCUCGCUCCCAGUUUGUAGACAUUCAGACUCUCCCCACAUGGUGGCAGCUGGACGAGAUUGGAGAGGAGACAGCACAGGAUCAGACCGACAGCCUGCUCAGCCAGCAGGCCUUCCCCUCACCCUUCCCCUUCAGACCGGACAUCAACCGCAAGAUCAUCCUCUUCACUGGGGACGUCGCCCUGCUGACCUGCACCGCCAUCGUAAACACCACCAACGAGUCGCUAAAUGACAAGAACCCUGUGUCUGACAGUAUCCAUCAGCUCGCAGGGCCCGAACUACGAGAAGAACUGCUCAAACUCAAAGGAUGUCGAACAGGGGAGGCCAAACUGACCAAAGGCUUCAAUCUGGCGGCAAGGUUCAUCAUCCACACGGUGGGACCAAAGUACAAAGCCCGAUACAGGACGGCUGCUGAGAGCUCGCUGUACAGCUGUUAUAGGAAUAUCAUGCAGCUGGCCGUAGAGCAAUCAAUGGCGUCUGUUGGCUUCUGUGUGGUCACCAUGAUCAAAAGAGGUUACCCGCUGGAAGAUGCUAUGCACAUUGCUUUCAGAACAGUACGAAGGUUCCUGGAGAAUCAUGGAAACAGCAUUGAGACAGUGGUGUUUGCAGUGUCAAACACAGAGGAGCUGGUAUAUAAGAAGUUACUGCCUCUGUACUUCCCUCGCUCUGGGAAAGAGGAGAAGUCCUGCUUGCCUCUCAUCCCAGCUGACAUUGGCAACUCUGAGGGUGAACCCGUGGUCCCAGAGAGACAGAUCCGUAUUGCUGAGAAGCCAGGCACCCUGGAAGAUGAUUCUGAAGACGAGAGUCUAGAGUCAGAUCUGGGUCAAGUGGGGAAUCAUGCCUUCGCCCGGAUGGAGGGUGAUGUGGACAAACAGCGGAAACUGAUCCUGCAGGGCCAGAUGUCAGAGGUGGCCAUACAGAAACAGCACCAGAGGAACUAUAAUCGCUGGCUAUGUCGAGCGAGAGCAGAGGAUCUGUCAGACAUCGCUGCACUGAAAGCUUUGUAUCAAACUGGUGUGGAUAUGUGCGGCAGGACGGUGAUGGUUGUGGUUGGACGAAACAUCCCAGUGACCCAUAUUGACCUUGAAAAGGCCCUGCUGUACUUCAUCCAUGUGAUGGACCACAUCACAGUGAAGGAGUAUGUGCUGGUUUACUUCCACACACUGACUGGCGAGCACAACCACCUGGACUCCACCUUCCUGAAGAAUCUGUAUGACAUCGUCGAUGCCAAGUUUAAAAGGAAUUUAAAGGCGUUCUACUUCAUACAUCCUACAUUUCACUCUAAGGCCUCAACGUGGUUCUUCACAACCUUCAGUGUGUCGGGGCUGAAGGACAAGGUCCGCUACCUGGACAACCUGCGGCAGCUCUUCACCUGCAUCAGACCUGAGCAGAUCGACAUCCCUCCGUUUGUCCUGGAGUACGAUGCACGGGUGAAUGGACCCUACCGUCCCUCCCAGUCUUCUGGUCUGUAACAGGAGACCAAGCAGAUCUCUUUGCCAGGGUGAAGAGGUGAUGUCACAGUCUCUAACGGAAGCCAUUUGUGAACAACAUGUUGCCUGUGCGGUUUGAACUGCUAACUUCCUCCUUAAGGCUCUGAACCUCGGUGUCCAUCCCGACCCAAUAGGACACAGGCGCAGCCUGCGUUUAAGCAGCAUGUGGCCUGGUGAGCAGUCAUCAUCACUCACUACAGACUGUCUGUGGAAAUGGCAUGUUUCAGGGUUAUGCAUUAUACCAGGAGUUCUUAGUCAGCAGUUUUCUCAAACACCCCUAAAUAUGAAGGAUCACGUCAAUCCAGACAGUUGCUCACAGCCUUUUCCAUCGUGUGGUUAUGUCAUACACCCUCACCAGUCUCAGAGUAUUGCCCCCACUUUUUAAAUGCUGGACUCUGGAAGAUGAUGUCUGUCCGGACUUCUACCAUGCUGGAUUCUGUUUCACUCAUUCAGAAGUGUCCACCUGGUGUGUUGCCAUAGCAACCUCUGUGUUCUCCUGCUGUCACACUCGGUGAGUCCCUUGCAGGGAAGAAACUGUUUUCUUUGACAGACACAUUACUCCAUGUGCCACAGUUAAUGUCAGUCUGCGGUACGUUAUCUCCAUAGAACAUUAACUUUACAUUGCAAGAUUAUUACAUUUAGGAGCUUUGGGGAAUAGUUCUGGUAAAUAUGCUCAUUUGUUUUCUUGCAUUAGAGUUAGAUGGGAAAAUCAAUAUGCCUCAUUUUUACACUAAAGGAGAUGAUUAGCCUGGCUUAGCAUAAAGACUGGAGGCAAUGGGGAAACAGCUCAUUCCCCAUAAAACCACAACUUAUUUUUACUCUUUGGUUUUUGUGCAGAUUAUACAAACAAGAUAUGUGUUCAAGCUGCAGCUUUCAAGGUGCUUCUUACCUUAGAAAAGAGCCAGGGUAGCUGCAGCUUCAUAUUUAACAAACAGAGGCGGCAGGUAACAGGCAUGAUGCGGUAACCGUGGCAUUUCUCUCCUCAUCUAACUCGACAGGAGAGUAAAUGAGCAUGUUUCCCAAAAUGCCGACCUCUUCCUGUUCACACAAACUGUUUAUAAGGUUCUGGGCAAUGGAAAUGCACAUACUGUGAACUAUGUAAGACACCUGGUUAACAUGAUAUCAGAUCUGCAUCAAAUUGGUGUGUUUGAAAGGCAGCAGUUAGGUACACCUAGCUACAACUCAGUCUGAUCCAACAGUCCUGCAUUAAAUCCUCCUUCAUGAAGGCGAUAAUGUUCAGAGGUGUUGGAUCAACUGUGUGGUGAUUGUGGAGGCUGGAGCUGUUUUUGUUAGUUAGCCUUGGUGGACAAAAAAAAAAAAAGAAAAAAUAGAAAACAGCUCUUUGUUUAAUACAGUACAGCACAAACUUCAGCCUUCACAACGAUAUCACAGUCACCUUCACGCAGGAGGAUUUACUGCACAAUUUAUUGAAUUAGACUGCCUUAGUUUGAGGUAGGUGUACCUAAUAAACUGACAUCUGAUACUAGCAGCCGUUGUCACUAAGCCUGUUAAUAGUAGCAUCGAAACAUUUUUACCGUUGAUCAAUCACUGGAGUUGUUCAGAAACAUUUUGCCCUCAAAUGUGACGAUGUGCAGUUGAUUCUGUUUUGUUAUCAAUAAGAUAUUUUUGGAUUAUGGACAUAGAAAAAGGCAAAUUUAAGAUGGUACCCAGGGACUGAGAGCUUUUUCACUGUUUCUUUAAUCGUUGCAAGAAUAAAUGAAUUAAAAAAAAUGAA